GCCUAACCUUCUUUUAUCUCACCCUCCGGUUCUCUCUCUCUCUCUCUCUCUCGUUCUGAGUGAGCCAUGGCGUUGCAGACCUGCUCAGCUGACCAACUGGCCCAGCUAUUGGGCCCAAACACCACGGCCGCCGCAGGCUACCUCUGCGACCAAUUCUCCACCAUCUCCAACAAGUUCAUCGACACGGCUUUCGCCGUGGACACCACCUAUCUCCUCUUCUCUGCCUACCUCGUAUUCUCCAUGCAGCUCGGUUUUGCCAUGCUCUGCGCCGGUUCCGUCCGUGCAAAGAAUACCAUGAACAUCAUGCUCACGAACGUACUCGACGCUGCUGCGGGCGGGCUCUUCUACUACCUGUUCGGGUUUGCCUUCGCCUUUGGCUCCCCCUCCAACGGCUUCAUCGGCCGCCACUUCUUCGGACUCAAGGAAAUUCCUUCCUCGUCCUAUGACUACAGUAACUUCCUCUACCAGUGGGCCUUCGCUAUCGCAGCUGCAGGUAUCACUAGCGGCUCCAUCGCCGAGCGCACCCAGUUCGUCGCCUACCUCAUCUACUCCUCCUUCCUCACUGGCUUCGUCUACCCUGUCGUAUCCCACUGGAUUUGGUCCCCUGACGGCUGGGCCAGCGCUUCCAACACAGACAACCUUUUGUUUGGCAGUGGCGUCAUCGAUUUCGCUGGCUCUGGAGUUGUCCACUUGGUCGGAGGCGUUGCCGGUCUCUGGGGUGCCCUGAUCGAAGGCCCUAGAAUCGGCCGGUUCGACCACUCUGGCCGGUCCGUCGCUCUCCGUGGGCACAGCGCCUCCCUCGUCGUCCUCGGUACCUUUCUCCUAUGGUUCGGUUGGUACGGGUUCAACCCCGGCUCCUUCAACAAGAUACUCAGUCCUUACAGUUCCGGGAGCUACUACGGGCAAUGGAGCGCCGUCGGUCGCACUGCCGUAACCACGACCCUGGCUGGUAGCACCGCGGCUCUCACCACUCUCUUCGGCAAGAGAAUCCUAUCCGGCCACUGGAACGUGACGGACGUGUGCAACGGAUUACUCGGUGGAUUCGCAGCGAUCACCGCCGGUUGCUCCGUGGUGGAGCCCUGGGCGGCAAUCAUCUGCGGGUUCGUGUCGGCGUUGGUACUGAUCUCCUGCAACAAAUUGGCGGAGAAGUUGAAAUUCGACGACCCGUUGGAGGCGACACAGCUGCACGGAGGGUGCGGUGCGUGGGGGAUAAUAUUCACUGCGCUGUUCGCAAGGGAGAAAUACGUGAACGAGGUGUACUCGAACAAACCGGGUAGGCCAUACGGGUUGUUCAUGGGUGGGGGAGGGAAGUUGCUGGCAGCUCACGUGAUCCAGAUCCUGGUCAUAGUCGGGUGGGUCAGUGCGACCAUGGGUCCCUUGUUUUUUGUGCUGCAUAAGCUGAAGCUUUUGCGGAUAUCGGCAGAGGACGAAAUGGCGGGUAUGGAUUUGACCCGGCAUGGGGGCUUCGCUUACAUUUAUCACGACGAUGAUGAUUCGCAGAAGCAGGGGAUUCAGUUGAGAAAAGUUGAACCACGUUCUACUACUCCCCCUCCAAUCUAGAAACCUUUUUUCUUUUUCGUUUUCUUUUUUUAAAAAAAAAAUUGGGUAGUGGGUAUUUACUAUUUAUUAUUAAUAUAUAUAUUAAAAAAGAAAAUAAAAAGAAAAAAGAAAAAAAAAAAAAAAAAAAAAAAGAUAGGGCUUGGGGAUAUAGAUGGGUGGGUGGGUGGGAUGGUUGGUAACUUGGUGUGGGUGAUGGGGUACAUGUGAGAGAAAAUAAGCAUGAGAGUCAUUUUGAUUGGUUUGUAGGAGAUAAUGAAACUUGGACCAGCUGGAUUUCGUGUAUUUCCUUCCUCUGCAUCAUUUCGAUAAUGUUUGUAUUUGUAUGAUAUGGUGUGGGAAUGGUCAAUGGUGUGCUGUAUGAUAAUACUUAUGUUGGAUAGAGCAUUUUGGCAGGAAUGUUAGUUGGGUCCAAGUUAAAGUAGCAUCUUUAUUUUUAUUUUUCUUUCUGGAAUGUCUUUGUACCCGUUGUAGAUGGGAACACUGCUUUUCCCAGAGCGAUGCUUGCUUUUUGGCGUGCUUUGUGCAUUUAUCCUAGUAAUGAAACGAAAGCCAAGUAAAUGAAA
Molecule: messenger RNA, 2123 nt
Organism: Carya illinoinensis
Lineage: Eukaryota; Viridiplantae; Streptophyta; Magnoliopsida; Fagales; Juglandaceae
Product: ammonium transporter 1 member 1
Exons: 1
Coding region: 67-1560 (497 amino acids)
Biological process (GO): ammonium homeostasis; ammonium transmembrane transport
Cellular component (GO): membrane
Molecular function (GO): ammonium channel activity
Source: RefSeq, a predicted model, not a curated record